AUGUCUGUCAAUCUUUUGGUGGACCGAUCGGCCAACUCAUUGGCUCCGCUCAAUGACGUUGGCCUGGAAAUCCUGUCGCGGUUGGAAACAGAAGAGUCCAAAUCCCCAAACUCGCUUCUUAUCCAGGAACUGUUCAGUGAAACAUAUACAUUGCUGAAACCCUUACAAGACAAGAACAGGUCUGCUAGGUCAAACAAACAGAUUCUUGCCAAAUUGACCAAGAUCCUCAGCUACUUCAAAGACGGCGUGAUUGAGCCGCAAAAUGACAAUUUGGUUCAUCUGCAAUACCUCAUUUCUGUCUACGCAACCAUGUCCCUAGUGGUGGUGAGCAGCCAGAUAUUGCUCAACAACACGCUCAAAGUGGCUGAAGACAUCGACUACUACGAUUCGGUGUCCAACACGGGUUUGAAUGUUUGCUUUUAUGCGGUCCAGACAUUGCCACUGACACUUUCAAAGGCGUUUCAUACGUUGUUGGAAGAGACUGUGCAGAAAAACGUCGACUCUGUCAGUACAGCAGGCACGGUCCCCGAUUGGGUGCCUGAGAAACUGGCUCCUUUGUACGCCACGUUGCACAAAUGGGCCCGAUUUGCGUUUGAAUCGACGUCAAACAAUUUGCAACAGCUGCUGCUCUCGCCAACCACGAUUCUGGUGGCCAAACACCGCAGAAUCAAUGGAAGAGUCGGCCAGUUCGGCAGAUUUGUGUCCACCGUGCUGGGACUGCCGCUCACAUACGCGAGAAUGGAAUUGAAGCAGAAACAGGACGUUUUGGAACAGACCAAGCUUGACAACGUGCAGAAACUAGGGUUUUUGCUCAAAGAGACCCCAUUCAGUUCUCUGACCCAGGACUCUAAUCAUAUCACAGAGUUCAUCCCGAAACUAGCCAACUUAUACUCCGUUUCGGCAAAAGACUUGUCCGAUACGUCACUGGACGCCUCGUUGAAGUCGCUUGCUCUGCUGUGUGACACUAUUCCGUCGUUUAAAACCGAGCUCGAGGCAAAACGAGCAGCUAACCAGGAGCCUCGCAACCUAGUCAAGUACUGGCUCCCGAUCGUGACUGCUGUUCUGUACGGCCCAAAUCUGGUGUACGACUUGGUUUCGAACAGAGAAGCCAUCUUACAGUGGUUCAGAUUGAAUUUGGUGGAAACAACUCUGGGAUUCUGGAACAACUGGAUCGUCGAGCCGUUCAACAACAUCCUCAAGACAAUCAGACACGACGACAACUCCCGCAUUGCCAUUAUGUCCCAGAAAUCGCUAUCGUCUGACUUGGAGUCGCUCGAAAGAAUGGUUCUGGACUAUUCUCUAGAUAACUACUCCUAUGUUGCAGACAAACACACGGGGCUUCCUUCCGACUAUGCACAAACAAUCAAACAAGAGGUCCAACAAGGAAACCUGGAGAUCGUCAUGAAGGGCUACGAGAACGACUUGAAGGCCCCACUGAAGUCGCUGAUUGCCGGAGACAUGAUCCGCAACCUGUUGAUCCAGAUCCAGAAAAUGAAGGUGGACGGCGCACUGGCCAUGUCGGGCAUCGACAAAAUCAUCAGGUCGCAAGAACUGGUUUUCGGUUUUGUUGCUGCGUCGCCAAGCUGUCUCAUCGUCUGGUAUUUGGUCAAGGUGUUCAAUUCUUAUCUCAAGACUGGCUAUUUCAUCAAGUUCACGAAAAAUAAGAAAAUUGCGCUGCGCAAGUCACUGAACGGCCUCGAACGACUAGUCGACCUCGAACUCACCUCCUCGGGCUCCUCAACGUACCUCAACGAAGGUCUGUUGCUGCUGGAGUUGGUCAACCUUCGCAAACUUGGCUUGCAGGUGCUCCCACCCCAUGCCCAACAGGACUGGAUUAGAGACCUGGACGAUCUUUCGAACCAGGACUACGACUAUCACUUCAAACUCAUGACCAUCACGAGAAUAUGGAACAAUUACCGAACAUUCAUAGAAUAA
Messenger RNA from Ogataea philodendri, 1935 nucleotides. RefSeq lists its product as uncharacterized. Gene Ontology annotation, cellular component: mitochondrial outer membrane. Bases 1 to 1935 code for a protein of 644 amino acids. The transcript has a single exon. The record is from RefSeq and is a predicted model, not a curated record. NCBI's taxonomy places the organism in Eukaryota, Fungi, Ascomycota, Pichiomycetes, Pichiales, Pichiaceae.